AUGGCUAGUGAAGCCAAAGAGCACCUUUGCUGUCCGACCUGUUUGGACAUCUUUAAAGAUCCUGUCAUGCUGCCAUGUAGUCACAACGUCUGUCGUGCAUGUUUGCAGCAGUGGUGGAAGGACAAAGAAGAUCGAUCAUGUCCAGUCUGUAGAAGGUGUAGUUCGAUUGAUAUACAUUCGAACUUGACCUUGAGGAAUCUGUGUGAGGACUUUUCACAAGCUUUAGUGAAGCCAAAGGAGAUCUGCAGGCUUCACGAUGAGAAACUGAAACUCUUCUGUUUGGACCACCGGGAAUCUAUCUGCCUGGUCUGCAGAGAUGCCAAAAUCCACGCUGGCCAUAAGUUCUGUCCUCUGGAUGAAGUUCCACAAUAUCACAAAGAGGAACUACAGAAAGCUCUGCAGGAUGCAAAGAAAAGAUGGGAUGAUUAUACUACGACUAGAGACAAUUGCACUGAACAAGAAGAGUAUAUCAAGGUCCAGAGGAACCAGGUUGAAAGCAAAAUUAGGCAAGAUUUUGCGGAGCUUCAUCACUUUUUGCAUGUUGAGGAGGAGAAAAGAUUGUCUGCUCUGAGAGAGGAAGAGCAGAAGAAAAGACAGAAUAUGAAGGAAAAGAUUGAGGCUCUAAACAGAGAUAUGGCCGCCCUCUCAGACAUGAUCAGAACCACAGAGGAGAUGACAUCUGACCAUGAUUCCUUAAUGAAAAACUUCCGGGACGUAAUUACCAGGAUCCAACUCUUGCCUGAUGAACCCGAACUACUCCCAGGAGCUCUGCUGGAUGAAGUCAAACAUGUGGGCAACCUCAAGUUCACUGUAUUGGAACAAAUGAGGGAGAUGGUUUCCUACAGUCCUGUGAUUCUGGACCCAAACACUGCCAUUCAAACACUCAGGCUGUCUGAAGAUCUGACGAGUGUGAGUUCUAAAGUCGGAGGCCAGCGCCCAAACAAUCCAGAGAGGUUAAACUGGAACGCUGUGCUCGGUUCUGCUUUGGACUCAGAAACGCACACCUGGGAUGUUGAGGUAGGAGACAACAAAGACUGGCGACUGGGGAUAGCGUGGGGGGACUCUCCAGUUAACAUCACUUCAUGGAUCAUCGGAUGUCGUGAUGGUAAAUACAAAAUGAAAGGACCAUAUGGAUCCUGGAAUCCACCGGUGAAACUGGAGAGGAUCCGAAUUCGUGUGGACAUGAACGAAAGAUCAGUUUCCUUCUUUGAAUCUACUACAAACACAAAAUUAGACUUAAAGACCCCUUCCACUUGGCCACAAUUAUCUGGUAACAAGAAAAUGUAUCCUUACUUCUACACAAAGGAUAAAAGUCCUCUGAAAAUAACACCACUUUCAGUUUGCGUGAUGACUCAAAACCAGCUCAAAGCUUGCAGUGUCUUCACUCGGACCAUGGCUAGUGAAGCCAAAGAGCACCUUUGCUGUCCGACCUGUUUGGACAUCUUUAAAGAUCCUGUCAUGCUGCCAUGUAGUCACAACGUCUGUCGUGCAUGUUUGCAGCAGUGGUGGAAGGACAAAGAAGAUCGAUCAUGUCCAGUCUGUAGAAAAAGGUGUAGUUCGAUUGAUAUACAUUCGAACUUGACCUUGAGGAAUCUGUGUGAGGACUUUUCACAAGCUUUAGUGAAGCCAAAGGAGAUCUGCAGGCUUCACGAUGAGAAACUGAAACUCUUCUGUUUGGACCACCGGGAAUCUAUCUGCCUGGUCUGCAGAGAUGCCAAAAUCCACGCUGGCCAUAAGUUCUGUCCUCUGGAUGAAGUUCCACAAUAUCACAAAGAGGAACUACAGAAAGCUCUGCAGGAUGCAAAGAAAAGAUGGGAUGAUUAUACUACGACUAGAGACAAUUGCACUGAACAAGAAGAGUAUAUCAAGGUCCAGAGGAACCAGGUUGAAAGCAAAAUUAGGCAAGAUUUUGCGGAGCUUCAUCACUUUUUGCAUGUUGAGGAGGAGAAAAGAUUGUCUGCUCUGAGAGAGGAAGAGCAGAAGAAAAGACAGAAUAUGAAGGAAAAGAUUGAGGCUCUAAACAGAGAUAUGGCCGCCCUCUCAGACAUGAUCAGAACCACAGAGGAGAUGACAUCUGACCAUGAUUCCUUAAUGAAAAACUUCCGGGACGUAAUUACCAGGAUCCAACUCUUGCCUGAUGAACCCGAACUACUCCCAGGAGCUCUGCUGGAUGAAGUCAAACAUGUGGGCAACCUCAAGUUCACUGUAUUGGAACAAAUGAGGGAGAUGGUUUCCUACAGUCCUGUGAUUCUGGACCCAAACACUGCCAUUCAAACACUCAGGCUGUCUGAAGAUCUGACGAGUGUGAGUUCUAAAGUCGGAGGCCAGCGCCCAAACAAUCCAGAGAGGUUAAACUGGAACGCUGUGCUCGGUUCUGCUUUGGACUCAGAAACGCACACCUGGGAUGUUGAGGUAGGAGACAACAAAGACUGGCGACUGGGGAUAGCGUGGGGGGACUCUCCAGUUAACAUCACUUCAUGGAUCAUCGGAUGUCGUGAUGGUAAAUACAAAAUGAAAGGACCAUAUGGAUCCUGGAAUCCACCGGUGAAACUGGAGAGGAUCCGAAUUCGUGUGGACAUGAACGAAAGAUCAGUUUCCUUCUUUGAAUCUACUACAAACACAAAAUUAGACUUAAAGACCCCUUCCACUUGGCCACAAUUAUCUGGUAACAAGAAAAUGUAUCCUUACUUCUACACAAAGGAUAAAAGUCCUCUGAAAAUAACACCACUUUCAGUUUGCGUGAUGACUCAAAACCAGUGA
Messenger RNA from Syngnathoides biaculeatus (alligator pipefish), 2760 nucleotides. RefSeq lists its product as uncharacterized. Gene Ontology annotation, biological process: protein ubiquitination. Lineage: Eukaryota; Metazoa; Chordata; Actinopteri; Syngnathiformes; Syngnathidae. The record is from RefSeq and is a predicted model, not a curated record. Gene Ontology annotation, molecular function: zinc ion binding; ubiquitin-protein transferase activity.